Messenger RNA from Protopterus annectens (West African lungfish), 2385 nucleotides. RefSeq names its product alpha-1,3-mannosyl-glycoprotein 2-beta-N-acetylglucosaminyltransferase (gene MGAT1). Bases 445 to 1815 code for a protein of 456 amino acids. The record is from RefSeq and is a predicted model, not a curated record. Gene Ontology annotation, biological process: protein N-linked glycosylation. The transcript has 3 exons. Gene Ontology annotation, cellular component: Golgi apparatus. Lineage: Eukaryota; Metazoa; Chordata; Ceratodontiformes; Protopteridae. Gene Ontology annotation, molecular function: alpha-1,3-mannosylglycoprotein 2-beta-N-acetylglucosaminyltransferase activity.
UAGAGUGGACCCGAAUUUUAAACGCUGGGAUUGUCCCUUUAACUACACCCACACCCUCAAAUCCAUACAAACGUAACAUGCAAGACACACGACACGUAACCCGCGUUCAAAAGCCGGGCCACGUGACACAAAUACGUCUCUUGUCAUGGGAACAAGUUAUUACCAGGAAGUGAAAGCGACAGGUUGUCUUACCGGUUUUUAGAGAUUUGGUGAUGCAUUUGCAGCUUCUGCUUAGAAAGCUGAUGACUGAUGCAAGGAAAAAGGAUACUAAGUUACUGAUUAAGACUGGAUGAUAAGGGAACUUCGUACGGAGAGAGAGUAGUUCUGUGGUUUUCCAGAUGUUACUUGCCUUAUUUCCGUUUUUGGAGUGCACUUAUCGAACGAAGCUGAUGGCAGAUGAAUGACAGAAGGAAGAGGGGAAGAGAGAGGACUUUUCCCUGAAGAAUGCUGAGGAGAAACAGUGUGAUUGCAUGGGGGGUAGUCCUCUUCAUUGCUUGGAAUGCCAUACUUCUUUUCUUCCUUUGGUCCCGUCCACCAUCAGGUACUGGAACUUUGAAUGCUGAUGAAUUAACCCUUGAAGUCAUCAAGUUAGCACAGGAUGUGGAGUUGGAACUGGAGAAACAAAAGACAGUACUGAAACAAAUUGAGAGACAUCGGGGAUCUUGGGAGCACAAAGGCAACAAAAAAGAACAAUCUCCAGUACCUACAUCCAAACAUGUGCAAGUUGCUGAAGAGGCAGGUCUUCAGAAAACUGCAAGUCUCAGUGUGAUUCCAGAUGUCAAAGAUAUUGUCAUCCCUAUACUGGUAAUUGCAUGUGACAGAGUCACUGUGAGAAGAUGUCUGGAUAAAUUGCUACAGUAUCGUCCCUCCAAGGAGUUGUUCCCCAUAAUUGUCAGCCAGGACUGUGGACAUGAAGACACUGCACGGGCCAUCCGCUCCUAUGGAGACAAGGUGAUGCACAUCCGCCAGCCUGAUUUGACUGACAUUCCAGUCACCACAGAGCAUCGCAAGUUUCAGGGCUACUACAAGAUUGCACGACAUUAUCGUUGGGCCCUUAAUCAAAUUUUCCACACCUUUAAGUACCAGGUAGCAGUCAUUGUGGAAGAUGACUUAGAAGUGGCCCCUGACUUUUUUGAAUAUUUCCGUGCUACCUUUCCUCUCCUCAUUGAGGACAAGAGCUUGUGGUGUGUCUCGGCCUGGAAUGACAAUGGUAAGGAGCAGAUGGUGGAUGCCAAACAUUCAGAGUUGUUGUACCGCACAGACUUCUUCCCUGGUCUAGGCUGGAUGUUGCUUAAGGAAGUAUGGGAAGAGUUGGAGCCGAAGUGGCCUAGGGCUUUCUGGGAUGACUGGAUGCGCCACCCUGACCAACGGAAAGAUCGAGCCUGUAUCCGCCCUGAAGUCUCCAGGACUAUGACCUUUGGGCGCAAAGGAGUUAGCUUGGGGCAGUUCUUUGACCAGUACCUUAAGUUCAUUAAACUGAGUGACCAAUUUGUGCCUUUCACCAAACUAGAUCUCUCAUACCUCAAGAAGGAGGACUAUGACCGGAUGUUUCAUGAGACUGUGUAUAAUGCCCCUGAACUGCGUGUUGAUGAACUACAGGGGAACAAGAGGAUGGAGCUUGGAACUGUACGAGUACAGUACUCCAGCCGGGACACUUUCAAAGUCUUUGCCAAAGCUUUGAGCAUAAUGGAUGACCUCAAGUCAGGUGUGCCAAGGGCUGGUUACCAUGGUGUGGUCAGCUUCCUUUUUCGUGGUCGGCGGGUAUACCUGGCACCUCCUGCUGACUGGACAAAGUAUGACCCUUCUUGGAGCUAGCAAGACUAGACUGUCUUAAGACUGCCCAAGGCAUUCCAAGAUGCCUAUUUACUUUCUCAACAAAGUGUGAACUCCAUUGGAAAGUGGAGUCUUCAGUAAACACAGAACCUAUUUUGAGAAUAGAAGUUUAUUUUUGUUUACAAAAAAAGAAAUCAAAACCACUUGUGUAAUAGAUAAUUGUCUUUCAACCGUUAUUUCUCUUCUUAACAUUUAUACUGUGCUUGACAGUUUCAUAAAGUCUAUGCUGUUGAUGGUUUUCUUUUUUUCUUAUAUAUAUCUGUGAGCAACCACCAUUGUAGGGAGGCAGAGUGCUGCCAUUUCCAUUGUGCUCAGCUUUGUCUUUCAAUAACUUCUGCAUCCGUCUUUUUCUUUGGUUUAUAAGUAAUCUGCUGUGGCUCCUACAUUAGCUAGAAGCCUGCUGUGCUACUUUGUGCUAAAGGAAAAUUCUACUCUUUAAUUUAGUUAACCUUAUCCCAUCAGUGUUCAUCAUGCAUACAGCUGCAGUCAUUACAGAUGGGUUAUCCUGCCGUCAGACUUGUCCUCGGUCGGCUGAAUUCCAAAGUCUAGGUC